CUAUCUCCUUCUCCUGCACGAGCCAAACACAAGAAUUCAGCUGUACAACCUGAUCAAUCUUACACAAGAAUUCAGCCAUAGCUAGCCCUGAUCGAUCCAAUUCUGAGUUCUUGACCGACAACCAUGGCGUCCAUGACCGCCGUCGCCGCCGUCCUGCUCCUGGUCUUCUUGCUGCUGACAUCGUCGGCUCCGUUCUUGCAAGCCAGGAUGAUGCCGGGAGACGGCGGGGAGAUUGUUCAGGAGGCCGUGACGAUGAUGAUGGGAUCCUCUGCCGGCGCCGCCGCCGCCGCCGUCGCAGGAAGAAGAAGCACGGCGUCGUCCUCGCCGCCGGAGGAGGAGAUGCUGCUCCCGAGGAGACCACCUCUGCCGCUGUCGCCGCCGGCGGCGACCACCGGAGCUCGCAGCAGCAGGAUGCUCGGGUCGGUGCCCAGCCCCGGCGUUGGCCACUAGCGGGACGACGCCGGCUGAUCUAUAGUUAGUUAAUACAGUAGAUUCAGAGUGUCCCUUUUUUUUAUACAUAUUUGACUUUCUUUAAAAUAUUUAUGUAAAUAUUAUUUUUUAGUUGUUUUAUAAAAUAUAGUUUAAGUAUGAUGUAUUUGUAGGAAAAAGUUAAAUAGGAGGAAUGAUCAAACAUGUGUUUAAAGACGUUAUUUAUUUAAAAAAGAGAGGGAGUAUAUAUAUAUAUCUUGUGAAACUCUAAAGGUUAGAAAUUCGCAAGAUUUUAUCUCAA
Molecule: messenger RNA, 730 nt
Organism: Oryza sativa Japonica Group (Japanese rice)
Lineage: Eukaryota; Viridiplantae; Streptophyta; Magnoliopsida; Poales; Poaceae
Source: RefSeq, a predicted model, not a curated record